AUGGGGCGGCACGGACACUAUGGGGCGGCACGGACACUAUGGGGCGGCACGGACACUAUGGGGCGGCACGGACACUAUGGGGCGGCACGGACACUAUGGGGCGACACGGGCACUAUGGGGCGGCACGGACACUAUGGGGCGACACGGACACUAUGGGGCGACACGGACACUAUGGGGCGACACGGACACUAUGGGGCGACACGGACACUAUGGGGCGGCACGGACACUAUGGGGCGGCACGGUGGCUGA
This is a messenger RNA of Knipowitschia caucasica, 249 nucleotides long. The record is from the annotation of a GenBank genome assembly. Lineage: Eukaryota; Metazoa; Chordata; Actinopteri; Gobiiformes; Gobiidae.